Molecule: messenger RNA, 2088 nt
Organism: Phaedon cochleariae (mustard beetle)
Lineage: Eukaryota; Metazoa; Arthropoda; Insecta; Coleoptera; Chrysomelidae
Source: the annotation of a GenBank genome assembly
AUGCUGCGGACAAUUUUCUUCGUCUCGUGCAGUGCGUUGAUCGUGUUGUCGGACGAUGGAGUUGGGUUGUUUCCUGAUAUUCCUGCGGGAGUCCUGGAUACGGAUAACGUUUUGUGCAGCGACCAUUUCGAGCAGUACGCGAAUCACUUGAGGAAUUUGAGCCUUUGGGCACACGAAAUGAGAGAUGCUACAGCCAAAUCAGUCACCGGUAUCCUGAGAGGCAGCAUUUCACAAUUCGGGCAGUUCGAAGAGUGUCUCACUGCCAAAGCACCGUUUCCCACUCAGUACUGUCUGGCAACAAUCAUCGCCAACGUCCCCAGACCAAUACCUGAGAGAAACCCGAAAUCGCUGAUAUAUGAACCGAAUGAAUCAGUUUUGAGGAAAAUAUACGAUAAAAAAGACCCAUCCCAACAACCGGAAAACGUCGUACUUAUGGGAUGGUGCGUUCCAGCGUCUUGCUCCCCCGCAAAUUUGCAGAAUAGUCUCAAUAAAUACUUCGAAGAGAUGGAUUUCCCACUGAAGAACGAGAAUGUCACGUAUUCAUCAGUGGUCGACGCAAGCAGUUGUCAAAAGGAAGAUGAGUACAAGGAAUUUGAUCAGGCAGAUAUUUCUUUCGGAUUAGUUUCUAGUAUCAUAGUUUCAAUAGUCAUUUUGUCGACUGUGUAUGACUUCUUCAGGGAUACUACAUCUGAGAAGCUGAAAGAAAGAUCACCUACUGUAGAACUCCUUAUUGCAUUCUCUCUAAGAAAAAACUACAGAAAGUUACCAUCUGCGAAUGAUUCUAAUCCAGCUUUGAAAAUCCUAUAUGGAAUGAGGGUGAUUUGCAUUUGUAUGAUAAUCAUGGAUCACAGGUUUGGUACUCAUUUGGCAUCAGGCAUUUUGAAUUUCGACAUUGUAGAAGAUCAAUAUAGAUCACCUGUAGGGACUAUAUUUUUUCACGGGGAUGUCUUCGUCGACUCAUUUUUCAUUUUGAGUGGUAUACUAGUUACUUACACUCUAAUGAUACAGUACGAUAAAAGAUUCAUGAACCCAGCAGUGAUAAUUUUCAUGAGAUAUGUAAGAUUGACCCCACUGUAUGCCAUGGUAAUAUUUUACUAUGCUACUAUGUUCAGAUACACUGGAGCAGGUCCUAUGUGGAAAAAAAUCAUAGUCCCAGAAGUUGAAGAUUGUAGAGCGAACUGGUGGACGAAUUUAUUAUACAUCAGUAAUUAUGUGAAUGUCGAUCACAUGUGUAUGGUACAUUCAUGGUAUCUUCCUUGCGACUUCCACUAUUUCAUCAUUGCCAUAGUACUAUGCAUCGUCAUCCACAAGAGUAAGAAAAUCGGACUUUUCUUUCUCGGCUUCGUCACUUUCUUGACUGUUCUGGCACCAUUCCUGGUGGUUUAUCUUCUAGAACUAUCGGCAGUUAUCUACUUCUAUCCAGAUUUUUUGAGGCUACCCAAACAGCAGGUGGAUUUCAUCCUGGCCUACUCAAAAUCUCAUACGAGGGCUUCGCCGUAUUUCAUCGGAAUGAUAGCUGGAUAUCUCUAUUAUAGGAUGAGAGGUUCAGGAAAACGUCUGAAAGUGACCUAUUCGCACCUCAUCCUUUUCGUCUCUCUCGGUAUCAUGGUCGGAUCAAUCGUAACCGGCGUAAUUUUCUACGACCCCGCCUACCAGUACAACCCGCUCGAGUCGGCCCUGUACGCCUCCAUGCACAGAGUCGUGUGGGCCGUAGGCAGCGUCGGGGUGCUCUACGUCGCCAGUUUCGGCCACGCCAAGUUCAUCUACAGGUUUUUAUCGUGGAGGCCUUGGGUACCACUCAGCAAAUUGGUGUACGGAGCUUAUUUGGUUCAUAUGCAGUUUCAACUUAGAGCAGUCGCAAGGAAGGGUGGUGCAGAUGUCAGUACUUAUUUCGAUGGGAUAAGUCAGGCUCUAUCAGAUAUCAUCUUGGCUUUUGGCACAGCUCUAAUACUAUACCUCUUUGUAGAGGCACCAUUCAGGAAUAUCUUCAGUUUGUUGUUGGCGCAUCCAAGAUCCAAUAAACAUUCGAAACAAAAGAGCGAAAGUCCCGAGAAUGUCAGUGAAUCAACCUGUGAUAGUCAUUUAUAG